AUGAAUUUCGAAACAAAAACAAAUGCACCUAGUAUUAGGAAAAACAAACAAAAUUAUAAUAGAUCCACUUUAAUGUCUUCCGUUGCAGGUGAUUGUGUUACAACAUUCAAAGCAGGAGAGGAUAGAUUUCUAAAUUCGUUGCUCGUCUCAGGAGAUGGAAGGGUGCUGGUGUGCGGUGAUGAAACACAGAAACCAUUCCCUUUACUAGUGUGGUCUCUAACAUCACGUAAGCUGCUCUACGAUCUGCGUAUACCACAUCAUGAUUUCAUUACAUCUAAAGCCGCUAUCACAUAUGAAGGAUCAUACGUGUGUGUGGUGUCCCGCGAAUUGGACGAGCCGAGUCCCAACUUCAUCGUAGUGUAUGAUCUCCAAUCUGGCACUUUGUUCAAGAAGUGGAAGCCGGGAUGCGAUACCGUCGCGCUGGCGAUCAGUAACUGUCGUCUGACGUUGCGGGGACACGUGGCGGCGCCGGGACUUCUGCGGCUGGCGAAGGCGGGCGGAGUGCUACUCUCCGCCGACCACUCCUGCCGGGACCUGUCCGUGCGCCUGUGGGACCUGCUCACAGGCAAAUUGAUAGCAGUAUAUACACCACCGGAAAGAAUAACGUCAUGCGAAGUGUUGCUAGGUGGAUCCGUUCUCGCGAUGGCCCUCGAAAACUACAAGGAGAUAUUGUGUGUUAAAUUAGAAGGUCCACUAGUGGACUCCGUACGUGCCGGUCGUGAUUGUGAAAACGACGACGAAGGCUACGGCGACGAAGCGAGCGAAGGCAAAACAUUUGUUGUGAAAAACGAAGCGUGCUGA
Messenger RNA from Diatraea saccharalis (sugarcane borer), 801 nucleotides. The record is from the annotation of a GenBank genome assembly. Lineage: Eukaryota; Metazoa; Arthropoda; Insecta; Lepidoptera; Crambidae.